Molecule: messenger RNA, 5755 nt
Organism: Toxotes jaculatrix (banded archerfish)
Lineage: Eukaryota; Metazoa; Chordata; Actinopteri; Toxotidae
Product: phosphatidylinositol-binding clathrin assembly protein
Exons: 19
Coding region: 1145-3004 (619 amino acids)
Biological process (GO): synaptic vesicle budding from presynaptic endocytic zone membrane; clathrin coat assembly; clathrin-dependent endocytosis
Cellular component (GO): clathrin-coated vesicle; clathrin-coated pit; synaptic vesicle
Molecular function (GO): SNARE binding; phosphatidylinositol-4,5-bisphosphate binding; clathrin heavy chain binding
Source: RefSeq, a predicted model, not a curated record
ACCAGCCAGUCAGUCCGUAAAGAGAAACCACUGGCGAGACUUUUCAGGCAGCGGCACAGGACGGGACCUGUCGGUUUAAAAAGCAAAAACAAAAAACGAGCCGAUAAUGUGGAGUCUGCAACCGAAGGGCAGCACCAACUGAGCCUGCAGGACCGUGAGGGGAAACUACGGAGCUAAGGGGGCUGUCGUUUUUAACUUAUCGGGUCCGCCGGCUCUGCUCUUCAGUCAGACUACAGCCGCUCGCCCGCUCUCUGGCUGGCUGGCUGGUUAGCUUACCCCGCUAGCUGCUCGGCUAACACCCACCGCUCCCCGAAUUUCUUCUCGCCGGGAGAAACUGCACCUGUCCCGGCUGUCAGCUUCACCGUAUCCUCUUAUAAACGCCAAACAAUGUGCUGCUCGGUUCUGAAUGACUUUUUACGGCCGAGGGGGGUUUUAACACACACUUUGCCAAGCGAACAGUGAUAGCUAAGCAGCCCAAGCUAACAAGUUGACGUGGAGGAGGAACUCAAGGGUUUUUUCUUUUCCUUUUUUUGUGAUUGUCCGGAUUGUUGUUGGUUUUCCCCAAGCUGUGAUUUCAUACGGAUUAUUAUUAAUUUUUUUGCCUGCCCCGAGGUGGACUUUUCUCUUUGGUGAUCCCAAACAAAUCGUCCAGGUUUCAAACCAGCCAGUUAGCUAUGUUUAUUUGUGGCCAGAAAGCAAUUUCAAGUGUUUACAAAUUCCACAGUGGGACUCUUUCCUGGUUCGAGUACUGCAACGGAAACAUUAGCUAACACAGACUAGCUCAGAUUAGUGUCGUCGUGUUUUGUUUACUAGGUAGAUAGACGGAACAAACUGUUGCCAAACAAUUUAACUACAAAAGGAAAGCUGCGAUUCAGCUGUUGAUUGUGGUUUUCUCUUUAAAGCCAACCUGCAGUUUUUUUUUGCCACCAGUGAUCUGACAUUACCGCUGGAUCUGUACGCACCUGGAAGAAAAAAAAAAAAAAACUUAACAGUGGGUGUGUGAUCGCAACCCUUUACCUCCACUUGACAGUGAAGUCACGUUGAGUUGUGUCCCGCGGGGAGUUGAUCCAUUGAUCGGAUCGUUAUCGUUCUAUUUUAACGGAUUGAGGAAAAAAAAAAAAGCAGAGGAAGAGAAAGAGAAGCGAUGUCGGGCCAGUCUAUCACGGAUCGGAUCGCUGCAGCGCAGCACAGCAUGACCGGGUCGGCUAUCAGCAAGGCUGUGUGCAAAGCCACCACACAUGAAGUCAGCGGACCCAAGAAGAAACACCUUGACUAUCUGAUCCACUGCACCAAUGAGAUGAACGUGAACAUUCCCCAGCUGGCGGACACGCUGUUCGAGCGCACGGCCAACUCCAGCUGGGUGGUGGUCUUCAAAGCCCUUAUCACCACCCACCACCUCAUGAUGUACGGCAACGAGCGUUUCAUCCAGUAUCUGGCCUCCAGAAACACUCUGUUUAACCUGCACAACUUCCUGGAUAAGGGAGCUCUGCAAGGUUACGACAUGUCAACCUUCAUCAGACGAUACAGCCGUUACCUGAACGAGAAGGCCAUGUCCUACAGACUGGUGGCUGUGGAUUUCACCAAGAUGAAGAGGGGGAUUGACGGAGUGAUGCGCACCAUGAACACAGAGAAGCUGAUCAAGACGCUGCCCAUCAUUCAGAACCAGCUGGAUGCUCUGCUGGAUUUCCAGGCCAACCCUAAUGAGCUGACCAACGGAGUGAUCAACUCAGCCUUCAUGCUGCUCUUCAAAGACUCCAUAAGGCUGUUUGCUGCUUACAAUGAAGGGGUCAUCAACCUAUUGGAGAAAUACUUUGACAUGAAGAAGAACCAGUGUAAAGAUGCUCUGGACAUCUACAAGAAAUUUCUUUACAGGAUGACGAAGCUGUCAGAGUUCCUCAAAGUGGCCGAGCAAGUUGGAAUAGAUCAGGGUGACAUCCCAGAUCUCUCACAGGCCCCCAGCAGCCUCCUGGAGGCUUUAGAGCAGCACCUGGCCUCUCUGGAGGGCAAGAAGACCAAGGAAUUGAAUGCAGACACCAGAGCGUCCACCCUGUCCAGUGCCGUCUCAUCUCUCUCCUCCACCGGCAUGUCCUUCAGCCGCAUGGACGAGAAGGAGAAGCAGCAGGCCUUGGAGGAGGAGCAGGCCAGGCUGCAGGCUCUUAAGGACCAGCGCCUGAAGGAGAUCAGCAUGCAGACCCCACCCUCUGCCUCCCCCAGCAGCCAGUCGAUAGGCAUCGCCAACAACAACCACAUCACACAAACCCCAGAGUUGUUCACCUCCACGCUGUCUGCCAACAGUGUGCCCAAUCUGAACAGUGACCUGUUUGAUCUUCAGCCGGCCUUCAUCCCCGCUGUGCAGAGCACUCCUUCCAUCUCCACCGCCAACAGUGCCUGGGGAGGAUUGGAGACCCAGCCUCUGCACCAGACCGUACCAUCCAUGACUGUAGAUUUCGAUGCUGUGUUUGGGAAUAAGGCCACACCCAGUAACAACGGCCCGCAACCUGCAGCCGGUUUUGAUGCUCUAGGAGACCUGUUGAAGCCGACAGUUCCCACACACACUGCACCUCCUCCUCCGCCUCCUCAAAUGGCCAUCCAUCCUGGAGGAAAGCUGCUAGCCAACGACCUCGACUCCUCUCUGGCCAACCUUGUGGGCAAUCUGCAGUUCGGUGGGACCCCAGCCAAGAAGCCAGAGAUGCAGUGGAGCCAGCCUGGAGAGAAGAAGCUGACAGGGGGCCAGAACUGGCAGAAUAAGACCAUGUCGACCACACAGUGGAGCCCCGCGCCUGUGGCCCCACAGCCCAUGCCUGUACCACAUGUGGCUCCAGCCCCCAUGGCUUUCCCCAUGACCACACCGCAAGUGCCUGUGUAUGGAGUGGUCCCCCCCCAGAUGGGUCAGAUGGGCGGGGUACCAGUGAUGGCUCCUCAGCCAAUGAUGUACAACCAGCCUGUUCUCAGACCCACCAACCCCUUCGCACCCAUGCCCGGAGCCCAGAUGCAGUUUAUGUAAUCCAGUCAAGGGGGAAGCAGAGUGCCAAAAGCGACAAACAUACAAACAUACAGCAGAAGAAAACACACAAGAGGAAUGAUCAGAUGGACGGAGGAAUGAUUUGAUCAAGAUAAAAAUGACUGAGAGACAGACAGACGACAAGAUAACCAACCAACACCAAAAAACAAGUUGGAAAGAGGAGAAGAUGACCUAAUAGAGGAUGGAGGGAUGGAGGGAUGGAGGGAUGUGGUGGGGGAGAUGUCAUCCUGGCUGGUCUUUGCCUGAAACAACUGCUUGCCUGUGUUUGAGUGUGUGUCCGUGCGUGUGUAGCUUCUUUCUGUUGUAUCGUCUGAUUUGUGUUUUAAAUCCUAUCGAUGGAGUGAUGUUUCAGGAGAGGGAAUAUGGAUGAGAGAGAAAGACGUAAAGAAGGAUGGAGGGGAGAAGAGGGGAUUGAGGAAAUCCUACCUCUGGUUUUCAGUCAGACUGUAUAUAUCUGACUGUUAUGAGAGUCUCUGCUGCAGAAUUAGCUUUAUUUCAUACUGGUGCUAUUUUGUCUUCUCUGGGUUACUGUCCGCCUGCAACGGCAACUUGGGAGCACUUAGGAGAGGACAAGUGUUUAAGUGCGUGUGUGGGGGUGUGUGUGUUUGCUGUGUGUGCAGAUCGUGUGUUUGUGUGUGCACAGCAGUUGUUUCAGACAAUACCUUUACAACCGACCUCCUCUCCAUCCCCUCCCUCGUUCUCUGGCUUGUGUCCACAACUGUCCAAUCAGUGAGAGAUUUAGAGGCGAAUCUUCUCAAGUGUGUUUCACAUAAUUUUUCGCUCUGUUGGGAUAUCUUUGUAUUUUUCGAUCUGUUUUCUCCUGCAACCUCUCCUGAAUGUUAUCGGGGCUUGUACAGCAAUUUGUUGAACCAUUUGUUAAUAGUAGUUGAGCAUUUGUUGUUCUGGGUUUAAAGCUAAAGUCUUUGUUACUCAUACUGCAUUGUUUUCUUUUUCUAAAGCCACAGAUACACACAGAGAGACAGGGAUCAGCGAUGACAACAUGCUAGCGCGGUACAGAGUCAUCUAAACUGUCUGUGAACCAAAACUUUGCUUUAAAAAUAUAUUUCUUAAGGCCUGGUCAGACCAGAAAGUGGCACAGCGAAAUUCAUCCGUGCUGGCGAGCGAACCACUAACACAUAAGCCAGUCGGGAACGUAUAAGUGCUGGUCUUUCACAAUGGCUCUCUGAGCUUGUUGUCUUUUCUCUGCUGUGUUGUUUACCUUCCGCUGGCAUUUUAUCCUUGGGAUUUUUACAUCACAGACUUAUUGAAGAGAUGGAGAGAAAGGCUGACACAGUCCAUUCAGAAGAUGUAUUUAGAUCUCAAACCAUUCUUCUUUUAUGGAGGAAUUUAUACUCUGAGAGAACGUUUUCUGAAAUGUUAAUAUAAGAAAAAUGAUUAUUUUACAUUUAAGUGGAUGGAGCAACACAGCUAAUAAGCUGCAAACGCUUCCUCUACUUUGGACUCUCACGUUCAGCAAUGUCAAGAAAGCUUGCCAUUGGUCAACGGCACAAAUUUGUGAGUCCGAGUAAAAAACUUGAAUUUGCAAUAAAGAAUUUGCACAAAUUAACCUCCCCCAUGUGAGCAAAUCACAAUUUUAAUUGAAGGUGUGAUCGGGCCUUUAGAAAUUUGUACUUCUGUCAUGUAAAGAGUGUUGAUUAGCAUCAUUAGCCUGUUAGCUGCCUUUUAGCACAUUGAUGACCUGUGUGUAUCUGUUUUUCUUGUUUCAUUAGCUCACCAAGCAGAUUCAAACAUCAAGGGUUUCUAAAAUAAGAGCUUUUUUUCAUUAGGUACGCCCUACUGACAGAUCCCACAUUAUGUGCCAAUGAUUGACGACAGCAGCACUGAGUGAGCGAGUGAAAUGUUACUGAAUCAAAUUUAAUUCACUUUAAAUUGCACUGAAUCAAAGCGAGAGUCUUCAGGUGCAGCUCUGUCUGCGCCAAGAGCCGAAUGACGCUGAUUUUUUUUUUUUUUUGGCAUAACCCCUCGCUCUGCGGUUCAAGGAAACUUUGGGGAUCAAAUUUAUGUAAGAGGCCAUGGCCGUUCUUCAGCCAAAGCUUCCGUCGCCAUGAAUUUGACUGUUGAUGUAUUUGCGCAUAAGGCAUUUUACUGUGUGUUCACGUGUAUGCUUACACAUUUAUGUGUGUGUGUUUUCCAUUGAGGGCUAUUUCUGAGGAUCAAAUUGUGUCAAAUUUCGAGCCAAGUUUGAGCCAGCGAGUUUGACACGAAAUGUGCUCGUUUGUUUUUGUAAAAUCAAGAUUUUGUUGCAAAAUGCACAUGCAAAAAUUUUGCACUGAAGUGACUAUCCUGCCGUAGUAGAGCUGUUGCCAGCUUGUCUGGUGUGAAAAAGUUGAGGAAGAGAAUCGACGUUUGUAAAGGUAGUUUGGGGUUUUACAAUAACAAGUUUGUCUAAUCUACCAGCCACUUUGGCAGGUAACUAAAAGUUAUUUUCCUGCCAUUCUAACAAUGAACUUGAAACUGUUUGUAGUCCCAUCCCCGAUCCCAGUCCAGCGUCUACAUCCCAGCCAUCAGUGAUUGUCCAGUCGUAUCGCACUCAUCAUCCACUCUGCUGUGAAAUCUCUAGAUUCUCGCGUCAGUCUCUCAACUCUGUCUAGUUGGUCUAUCUCUAGAAUGCUUUUUUAAGCCUGCUUUGUCACUGUUUGGUAUGUGUAGAUAUGUAAAAAAAAAAAAAAAAUAGUAAUAAUAACCAGUUUCUGUCUAGAUUGUCUGCGCUCA